AUGAGACAGCAGAGUCAAGCCCGAGGCCGCCUAUCAAAUCCGCAGAGCAGCAACCACCCAGCUGCUCAAUAUCGGGGCCCAAUUCGUCCUGGAAUGGGCAGUAGCCGCUACGCGCCUGUCGCAUAUGUCGAUCAAGAUACCUUUGAGCUCGAUCCCAUGGAACUUGACCCCAUGGAAAUUGAUGACCCCGUCCAAGAGCCUCCACCACCCACCGCUCCGGCUAGCAUGACCCAGGGACCUGGGGUGGAUACCAUUCACCGACACGUCUACUACAUCCCUAUUCGAUCUCAUCCUAUGCCAGUGCUGGACCUUGACGUGAUAACCGCCGCUCGGACUGAAUUGGCUCGUCUUGAGGGAACUGGAAUGCCAAUUCUGGAAGCACUGCCUGAGCAAGCUGGGCCUCAUGUCUUCAUCCGCAUUGAUACUAACCAUAUUGACCGUCGUCAUGCCCUUAUGGAUGCCAAUCUUCGGAUGGGUGCCAUGCAGGACAUGAUCCAAGACGGCUUCGGGUGGUUCACGGGUUUGCCUUACCGCCACCCACACUUCGAAGUCAAAUUUCUUCGUGGUCGACGCCUCUAA
This is a messenger RNA of Penicillium griseofulvum, 579 nucleotides long. RefSeq lists its product as uncharacterized. Bases 1 to 579 code for a protein of 192 amino acids. Lineage: Eukaryota; Fungi; Ascomycota; Eurotiomycetes; Eurotiales; Aspergillaceae. The transcript has a single exon. The record is from RefSeq and is a predicted model, not a curated record.